Messenger RNA from Aspergillus affinis, 2016 nucleotides. RefSeq names its product DUF3292 domain-containing protein. The record is from RefSeq and is a predicted model, not a curated record. The transcript is spliced from 5 exons. The coding region runs from base 1 to 2016 and encodes 671 amino acids. Lineage: Eukaryota; Fungi; Ascomycota; Eurotiomycetes; Eurotiales; Aspergillaceae.
AUGACAACGACAGGGAAAACGAAGCCUUUGAAGGCUCCAACUGAUCGAAGCAAUGAUGGUGAUGAUGAUGGAGAGUUCACAGAACAGAAAGACAUCAAGGCCGAUUCGCCGACAGAUAGCCAUUUCCUCUCACAAGUAGAGCAAGACCAGAAAGGACUGGCUGAGAAGGCCGGUGUCACCCAAGAUGUAUCAGAUGUAGGAUGGGGUCUAUCGCGCGAUGACUUUGAAGAGAGAAUUGUGUCAGGUCUCUCUAACCAGGAUCUCUGGAUGCUGAUCCGGCGUUUUAACAAGCAAAUUUACUACGUCAAAGCUCUUCCGGAAACUCCGUUACAGAAUCUAGAUCUUAUCCGUUCUGAAGAUGAGCAGUUUUCUCCCGAUAAAUUGCGUGCGACCCUGGAACGCUUCUAUACGACAAUCGUCGUGGCGAUGGUCAGCUUUUUCAAGCACAUUGCUCGACUACGUUCCUGGAAAGAGACCCGUCGUACUUCGGCUUUCUGCGCGGUGUAUUUCGUCGCAUGGCUUCUGGAUGUUCUUGCGCCGACAUUCUUCUGCUUUCUCCUGGCAUUGGCUGUCUAUCCCCAAUGCCGAGUCAAGCUUUUCCCGCCUGCACCCAUUGCGCUAGUUGAUAUGAACACCGGCGGCGUGCAGAAGCCCGCGGCCAAUGUACUAGGCUCACACGAUAGUAUCACGGGUGCUCCCGAGAAGCUCAAAGGAGAAGCGGCCGAGCAAGAGGCUAGCAAUAUGAUCACCAGUGUGGCCAGUGUUGCUGUCGGUAGCAUUGCUGGGAAACACGACCAGGCCACACCCGAGGACGCUCCUUUAGAAGCUUCUGUACCUGACGCGACAGAUAUCAUUUCCGAUACAGCUGAUGCACAGGCCACUGCAAAUGGAGAGAUUCCGGCCGAAAGCCACGAUAAGACUAGGCAGCCUAUGAAAGAGACGGUUCUGAACGGAGCAAACGACCUGAUGAGAAUUCUCAGUGACUUAAUCGAUAACUAUGAGAAGCUUGGAAAUGCACUCUCACCAACGUCUCCUUUCCCCGUAUUCAGGCCAUAUGUGCGAAUCGCAAUCGUUUUGACCUCCGCCGUCUUAGUGUCUUCCGUCGUAUCCAGCUAUCUGCUGGUCAAGGGCGGCACUUUCGUCGUCGGGUUUGCCUUCUUCGGAGACCCGUUGCUCAGGCGUGCUAUUGCAUAUCUGGAUGGCAAAUAUCCCGGCUGGAAGAAGCUACUCCAUUCCCUUCUGAAAGGCGUUCCCACCAACGCCCAACUCGCCUUAACCCUUCUCCGCAUCGGCGAAGCAAACGCUGCACCCUUACCACCGCCCCCUGACAACUCGCAAAUCAAAGCCCCUUCACACCCCGCCUCCCUCCACGCCGAAGAUCUCAGUCUCGGAGUCUCUGGCGACGAAAUCCAUCAAGCCGCAUCACAAAGUGCCCAGCAGCUCCAACAAGAAGAGAAACCUCCAGACAAGCCUCAAAAGUCAUGGAUGUCCGGAGUCGUCGGCUUCUUCCGCGGAACCACUGCCACCGGAAUCCAAAGCAAGCUGGCCGUUGACCGCGUUCGCGCAGCCGUCGGCUCCGGACACGCAAAGACGCGCAUCGGCGUCCUGCACCGGAAAGGCGUGACCACAACGCCCUCAGGCCCCGUCGAGUUCGACGCCCGGUAUAAAGGCAAACGAGGCGCGCUUAUCAUUGACUCCUCGCAAGACCCUCCUGUCUUAUACUUCACCACGGACACGACAGCGCAACUGGACCCCCGGUUAAGCAGCAGAGGGAAAGGCGCCGUGUUGUUCACGAUCCCGGUGACUGAGAUUCAGGAGAUGCGGAAGAUCGGGGGGCUAGGAUGGAAGGGCAAGCUUGUUGCUGGGUGGGCGAUGGGGAGUAAGGAGGUGGUAGAUGGGUUGAUUAUCGUGGGCAAGGAGCCGCGGCAGACGUAUCGGCUUACUGCUAUUAAGAUGCGUAAUCAGUUGUUUAAUCGACUGGUUGCGAUUGAUGGACAGGUUUGGGAGAGCCUUUGA